UUCUUCGUGUGAACAGUGUUGGUGUGCAAAACCUUACCAGGAUCGUAGCAGAAGAUCUGUCAGUCACUAUAACAAGUUUGUGUGUCGGAGCCACAGGACCUUCGCUGUUGUCGUUAAGCUACGAUCUGCUAAGAUGACAGAGUUGAGGCACCGUGGAGCCAGAGACACCGACCCAGCGUUACAACAGCAGCCGUCAGAGGACAAGGGUUCAGACAGUGAGCUGAAGGUGGAAAAAGAUGGGGUUUCAGACACUGAGGCCAAGGUGGACUCAGGGGUCCCAGAGGUGCCGGUCCCUCCUGAUGACACCCCUGAGGUUCUAAACAAGGCCCUGUCCGGACUCUCCUCAAGAUGGAAGAACUGGUGGGUACGAGGCAUCCUCACACUAGCCAUGAUCUCCUUCUUCUUCUUCAUCAUCUACCUGGGCCCCAUGGUGCUUAUGAUGAUUGUCCUCUGUGUUCAGAUCAAGUGCUUCCAAGAAAUCAUCACCAUCGGCUACAGCGUCUACCACUCCUACCACCUGCCCUGGUUCAGGACGUUGAGCUGGUACUUCCUGUUGUGUGUGAACUACUUUUUCUAUGGCGAGACCGUGACAGAUUACUUCUUCACACUGGUGCAGAGGGAGGAGCCGCUUCGUAUCCUCAGCAAAUACCACCGCUUCAUCUCCUUCGCUCUCUACCUCACAGGUUUCUGCAUGUUUGUGCUGAGUUUGGUGAAGAAACACUACCGCCUUCAGUUCUACAUGUUUGGUUGGACCCAUGUGACUCUGCUGAUUGUGGUGACUCAGUCUCACCUUAUCAUUCACAACCUGUUUGAGGGGAUGAUCUGGUUCAUUGUGCCAAUUUCCUGUGUGAUCUGUAACGACAUUAUGGCCUACAUGUUUGGAUUCUUCUUCGGCCGCACCCCUCUCAUCAAGCUGUCACCCAAGAAGACAUGGGAGGGAUUCAUUGGUGGGCUCUUCGCCACCAUUGUGUUUGGCAUCAUGCUCUCCUAUGUGAUGGCCGGCUACCGCUAUUUUGUGUGUCCAGUGGAGUUCAACAACGACUCCAACAGUUUCCAGGUGGAUUGUGAGCCGUCUGACCUUUUCCAGCUGCAGGAAUACGCCCUGCCCAGCGUCCUGGAGUCUGUCACCGGAUGGACCACAGUGCGCCUCUAUCCGUUCCAGAUCCACAGCAUCGCUCUCUCCAGCUUCGCCUCCAUCGUGGGACCCUUCGGUGGCUUCUUCGCCAGCGGCUUCAAGAGAGCCUUCAAGAUCAAGGAUUUUGCCAACACUAUCCCCGGUCAUGGUGGCAUUAUGGACAGGUUCGACUGCCAGUACCUCAUGGCCACAUUUGUUAACGUCUACAUUGCUAGCUUUAUCAGGGGCCCCAAUCCCAGCAAGGUGAUCCAGCAGCUCCUGGCCCUCCGUGCCGACCAGCAGCUCCACAUCUUCAACUCCCUGAAGGCUCACCUGACGGAGAAGGGCCUGCUGCCAGCGCUGGAGGAGGCCGCCGCCUAGAUCCGCCCACACCGGCCUCGCCCUGAUAGGGGAGACAGAGAGGAGGGCAGCGCCUGUGGGGUCCGUGCAGCCCUGGAGAUCUGGGAGACUCGAAGUGCUUUGAGUGAGCGAGAACACAUCUGAGAAAAAACAAAACAAAUCAACAACGACAAAGAAAACCACAAAUAACUACAGCCUUGGGUCAUUCCAUUUCAUCUGGGUAUGAGAGUGGUGUGUGUUUGUGUUCACACAGUCUGUGAAUCAUGUUUCUGACACAAGUGUUUUCAGGUUUAGUUAGUGAAUUACUGUUACACAUUUCCAUUAUAGACAAAUUGUAUCUAUUCACACUGUUGAACAAAACGUUGGUCAGCUGUACAUUUCUACCUGUAAACAGGACACCUUCUAUAUACCAAUUAAUGUGUUAAUAUUUUACUGUACAUUUUUUUUCUUUGUUUAAUGCACUGCUCUCAACCCUGUUACUCACUGUAAUGUUACUCCAGCUGCCCUCUCCCCUAAAAUUUAAGUUUUAAUUUUCUUUGUUGUGAUUGUUUCUAUUUAUACAUAGAUGGUUUUUAUAUUUGCUAUGUUCUAUUAUAUCUUAAAGUCGUGUCUGUUUUAUUCAGGCUGAAUUCACUUUUACCAUCUGCCAAGUGCAUUUAUGUGUGUGUCGUUUUUUUUUUUUUUUUCCUGUGUUUGUUGCCAUUCAACAUUUCAAAACCUCUCGUGCUUGGCCAAGUAAUUGUCGUCAUGUUAUCAUGUGUUGUCAUGCAGAAAUAUAAGAUGAAUGAGGAGGUUACACUGACGUAUUUGAUUGAAUCUGACAGACACAGAAUCCAGUCUCUGAGGCGGAUGAAUCCCAGCUGUUGGUGGUUUUGUACAGUAAGGAGCAGUUUAGCAAAAUGGUCUUUUAGUAUGAGUGAAGGCCAGUGCGAUGAACACCAGCACAAUAUAGACACACACUCCCUUCACCUGGUUGCUAUUUCAUGGCAAAAGUGGAAGAUAGACAGUCAUGUUUUAUUUUUUGGUUUAAUUGACGUGAUCUGUGUUCAGACUUUUUUUUUUAUCUGUAACAAGGAGCUGUUAUAGGUUUUAUACAUUUUCAGUGAGGUGGUGAGAUUGUUCAUUACGGCUUAUAUUUGUGACAUGGUUGGGAUGGGACUGUUUGUACCAGUGUACAUGAGGCAUGGUGAUGGUUUCUACACUGCCAGUAUCUGCUUCUGUUGUAACCUCAUCAUGUUCACAGCUUCAGAGCAGAACAUGUGGCUACCACUGGUCUGCUCGACCGAUUUGGGUGAAACCUUUCCUAUAAAGCAGAUGGUUAUCUUUGUAACGCAUCUGAUGUUUAAGCUUGCCAAUACCAUCAGCUGCUGUAUCCCCACCAAUGUUCAUCCCCAGGAGGAUUCUGGGAUGUGUGUGACACUGGCAAAUGUCUGUUUGAUUUGGUGGUAAAAUAUAAAAAUUGAAGUUCCUUUA
This is a messenger RNA of Seriola dumerili (greater amberjack), 2947 nucleotides long. It is a transcript of the gene cds2, whose product is annotated as phosphatidate cytidylyltransferase 2-like. Gene Ontology annotation, molecular function: phosphatidate cytidylyltransferase activity. The coding region runs from base 134 to 1495 and encodes 453 amino acids. The transcript is spliced from 13 exons. NCBI's taxonomy places the organism in Eukaryota, Metazoa, Chordata, Actinopteri, Carangiformes, Carangidae. Gene Ontology annotation, cellular component: endoplasmic reticulum membrane. The record is from RefSeq and is a predicted model, not a curated record.